This is a messenger RNA of Telopea speciosissima, 803 nucleotides long. Its product is annotated as LIM domain-containing protein WLIM1-like. The coding region runs from base 111 to 407 and encodes 98 amino acids. Lineage: Eukaryota; Viridiplantae; Streptophyta; Magnoliopsida; Proteales; Proteaceae. The record is from RefSeq and is a predicted model, not a curated record. Gene Ontology annotation, cellular component: plasma membrane; actin cytoskeleton. The transcript is spliced from 4 exons. Gene Ontology annotation, biological process: actin filament bundle assembly. Gene Ontology annotation, molecular function: actin filament binding.
CGAUUCCCAUGUGUAUAUUCGUAUAAUUGCCAUCUCGCCUCGCUUCUGCUGCUGCAUAUCUCCCAUCGGGUGGUUGUCUCCUCGGCUGUCGCAGCUCUGAUUUCGCAAGAAUGGCUUUCCUACUAGACAGAGCCACCAUGUUUUCUCGUUUUCAAUCCCAUUCUCAGAAAGAGAGAGAUCCAAAUUUUCUUCCAAGCCGUCGGCUUCAUAUCGAAGCAGGUGCUCGGGAGAAAGCUCUCUUAGAAGAAGACCUUGCUCUGAAGCGGUUCAAGUCACACAAGAAGAGUGUGUGGCGAAUCAAAAGAAUGGGGGAUGUGCUCACAAUUGUUGUUGUUGCUGGCUGUUGCUAUGAAAUCUAUGUCAAAGCAGUCAUGCGUGAAGAAGCUCGGAAAAGUGAGGGAGCAUGAUGAACAUUGUAUGUGUAUACAUUUUGACUUUUGUUCAUCUACUUGAGAUGACUAGCUCCUAUAAGGUUUCUUCAUAUCUUUUUGUAGUUUCAUGUUGUCUGAAUAAAUGUGAUGAGCCUUGUGGAUUCAUAUUCGGUUGAAAUGAAUCAGGAGGUGGAAGGUUCAAAGAACCAUUGGUUCAAUGUUCAUUGUGGGUUUUUUCUUUUUUACUGAAGAAAAAGGUCGUCAAAUUAAGUAAACAUGGGCUGAUUCACAAUGGAAAGACAGAUGACAAAUGUCCUUGUGGACUUUGAUUUUUCAGCAAUUUGAGAAAGCUGCAAUGUCUGCAUCCGCAGAAUCAAAUGGUGCUUUCUGAACCUUAUAUAGCCAAUGUGAAUGAAUUCAUCUUGUUUUAAA